AAGCGGCCAGAUCCGCUUUCCUGGAGGAGCAGCGGCCUCACUUCCCUUGGAAAAGCCGCCGGACCCGCUUCCCGCUCUUCUGGCUGAGCAGCCGGCCCCGCUCCCCUCGCCCUCGGCACCCGCUGCCGCUGAGGGCGACCGUGCGCCGUCUCGGCCGGCCCCGCUGACGCCAGUGGCGCUCCCGCCUCCUCUCCAUUCUCUCGCUCCCGGGGUUCGUCCCCGCCUCCCUUCGCCGCCAAGAUGCCGCGGAUUAUGAUUAAAGGUGGCGUGUGGCGGAACACCGAGGAUGAAAUUCUGAAAGCGGCUGUUAUGAAAUAUGGCAAAAACCAGUGGUCUCGAAUUGCCUCAUUAUUGCACAGGAAAUCAGCAAAGCAGUGCAAAGCUAGAUGGUACGAAUGGCUGGACCCGAGCAUCAAAAAAACAGAGUGGUCUCGGGAGGAGGAGGAGAAGCUGUUGCACCUGGCUAAGCUGAUGCCAACCCAGUGGAGAACCAUUGCCCCCAUCAUUGGGAGAACUGCUGCACAGUGCUUGGAACACUAUGAAUUUCUGCUGGACAAAGCUGCUCAGAGAGACAAUGAGGAAGAAACUGCUGAUGAUCCUCGGAAACUGAAACCUGGAGAAAUCGAUCCAAAUCCAGAAACCAAACCUGCCAGGCCAGAUCCCAUUGACAUGGAUGAAGAUGAGCUUGAAAUGCUGUCUGAGGCUCGAGCACGUCUGGCAAAUACACAGGGAAAGAAGGCCAAGAGGAAAGCCAGGGAGAAGCAGCUGGAAGAAGCUCGACGUCUUGCUGCUCUCCAGAAAAGACGAGAACUUCGCGCUGCUGGAAUUGAGAUCCAGAAGAAAAGAAAAAAGAAGAGAGGUGUGGAUUACAAUGCAGAAAUUCCAUUUGAAAAGAAGCCUGCCCCUGGUUUUUAUGAUACUUCAGAAGAAAAUUAUCAGUCCCUGGAUGCAGAUUUCAGGAGAUUGCGUCAGCAAGACCUGGAUGGAGAAUUAAGAUCUGAGAGGGAGGGAAGAGAGCGCAAAAAGGACAAGCAGCACAUGAAACGGAAAAAAGAGUCAGACUUACCCUCAGCUAUUCUGCAGACCAGUGGAGUGUCAGAAUUUACCAAGAAAAGGAGUAAACUGGUGCUUCCAGCUCCUCAGAUAUCUGAUACAGAACUUGAAGAAGUUGUAAAAGUUGGCCAAGCAAGUGAGAUUGCACGGCAGACUGCUGAGGAAUCUGGAAUCACAAACUCAGCUUCCAGCACUCUUCUCUCUGAAUAUAAUGUAACCAACAACAGCAUAGCUCUGAGGACUCCCAAAACUCCAGCAGCCCAGGACAGGAUCCUGCAGGAGGCCCAGAAUCUGAUGGCUCUCACAAAUGUGGAUACUCCCCUGAAAGGAGGUCUUAAUACUCCCUUGCAUGAAAGUGACUUUUCAGGGGUAACACCACAGAAACAGGUUGUUCAGACUCCAAAUACUGUGCUUUCCACACCUUUCAGAACACCCUCUCAGGGGUCAGAGAGCUUAACUCCUCGAGGAGGACUGACUCCCAAACCUGCACUUGGCACAACUCCAGGGAGAACACCCCUGCGGGAUAAACUGAACAUCAACCCAGAAGAGGGAAUGGCAGAUUACAGUGACCCAUCCUAUGCAAAACAAAUGGAGAGGGAGUCUCGGGAGCACCUGCGCCUGGGGCUCAUGGCCCUCCCUGCUCCAAAAAAUGACUUUGAGAUUGUUCUGCCUGAAAAUGCAGAAAAGGAACUUGAAGAACAUGAAGUAGAUGAAACCUUUGUAGAAGAUGCUGCUGAUAUAGAAGCCCGCAAGCAGGCUCUCCGAGAAGCAGAGCGUGCCAAGGAGCUGAAGAGAAUGCACAAAGCUGUGCAGAAGAAUCUACCACGGCCCUCAGAAGUUAAUGAAACAAUUCUGAGACCCUUAAAUGUGGAACCACCCCUAACAGACUUGCAGAAAAGUGAAGAACUCAUAAAGAAAGAGAUGAUUACCAUGCUUCACUUUGAUCUUUUACAUCAUCCAUUUGGAGAACAGUUUACUGGUAAGAAAGGUAAAGGCCCAGGAUUUGGAAGCAACAAUGCUGAGCACAUGGCUUACUUGGAACAAAAUCCUUAUGAGAAGUUCUCCAAAGAGGAUCUCAAGAAGGCACAGGAUCUACUGGCACAAGAGAUGGAGGUGGUAAAGCAAGGAAUGGGGCAUGGAGAACUGUCAAGUGAAGCUUAUAACCAGGUGUGGGAAGAAUGUUACAGCCAAGUGUUGUACCUCCCUGGACAGAGCCGCUACACAAGGGCUAACUUGGCCAGCAAAAAGGACAGGAUAGAGUCACUUGAAAAGAGACUUGAGAUCAACAGAGGCCACAUGACCACUGAAGCCAAGAGGGCUGCCAAGAUGGAGAAGAAGCUGAAGAUCCUUCUUGGUGGUUACCAGUCUCGAGCAAUGGGGCUCAUCAAGCAGCUGAACGAUCUGUGGGAUCAGAUCGAGCAGGCCCACCUGGAGCUGCGCACCUUUGAGGAGCUGAAGAAACACGAGGAUGCUGCCAUCCCUCGGAGACUGGAGUGUCUGAAGGAAGAUGUGCAGCGACAGCAGGAGAGAGAAAAGGAGCUCCAGCAGAGAUUUGCUGACUUCAUGUUGGAUAAAGAGACUUUUCAAGCAAAGUAUUAAAGCACAAAAUUCCAUCUGUCACUGAUGUAACAUUUCUAAAGUGUGCAGAUACUUCUCCAGCAGCAUUUGCCAGCAGUUGCAGAAAUCAAAUGUAGUCUGCUGUUUCCAUCUUCUCAAGUUUUGUUCCUUCAAUGGACUAUUCCAAAUACUCUAGGUAUGAAUAGCUCUGGCCAGUGUUAAAAAUGGGAUUGAAAUGUCCAGAAUUCUAUUGAAAGAAAAGAAAAAUCACUCUGGUAUGAUUUCAGCCAUGUCUUUAUUUGCUAGGGUUAUCACGUUACUCCUAGUGUUUUACCAGUCUUAAGACCUGUAAGAUACAUGCAGAAUAAUGUCUUUUGAAUAAAUCUGGAAUGUUAAAAAGCAACGAAGUAAUAAUGUCUGUCUUUUAACUAAAAUUGAAUCUUCACCUGUCCCACCCUUCCUUUGUUUUUCUGGUCUUCCUUUCCCCCUGCUGCUGCCUUUAUUUUCCAUGACUGAUUUGUAAUAGGAAUUACCCGUGCAGGAUAGUUGAUAUCCAGAUAAUAAAUACCAUGUUCCCAGCUCUUCUCUGUGCCUGUGAAUAAACACUCCCAGCUUUCUCUAGGUGCUCUAAUGGUCAUACUGGCACAGUCUCCCCAUCCUGCACCCAUGCAGGGAAAGGUUUUAUAAAGACAUCCAGCAUGGCCUAAUGCCACCAUAGAUUUCAGCAGGAAAUGUACUGUUAAAUUUUCUAAGUAUUAAUUUUUAUAAAUAAUCUGCUGUUUUGUUGCCCAUGGUAUGGGGUAAGAAAGAAGCUCUGUGUUUUCUCCUCCUUUCACCACAUCCUAACAGGAUUUAAGUGUCUCAUUGCUUUGUCUUGAAGGGUAAGGAUAAAAUUAGGGAAAGGUGGGAAUGUGCUUACACUUUGGGUUUUUGAGCUAUAGCUCGUGAAAAGGCACAGGGUAAAAGGCAAAACUGUUGUUAACAGCACAAAAUUCAGCAGUUAAAUACAUCCAGUAACAUGCAUCAUGCAUUUUGCUUGGAUAUAUUUGAAAUUUAGAUGGGGAUUUUGCUGCCUGGAAUUUUACCAGAUUGCAGUGUCACUUUGUUCAGGCCUUGGAAAUGUUACUGGGGAACACUGUCAGGGUUGUGCCUGUGUAGCUCUGUCAAUGCCAUCCAUGGAGAUUAAUGAUUAUCAGACCUUUUAAAAUGUAGUCUGGGUGAGUCCUGCUGUCACUGGCAGGAGUAGGGACACAGCCAGCCUUGGAAUAUCUUUCCCUUUACUCACCAAGACAUCAUUCUUCUGAAGUAUUAAUGCAAUUGUAGACUACAUUCUUCUAGAAAUGUGCUAAAUAUUUAACUAAGCCAGAACACAUCUGGAAUGAAGUAUUAAGCAUCAAUCUUGUAGCAUAUGGGGUAUUUUAGCUUGGAUGGUUAUACCCAAAAGGAAAAAUCAUGGCAUAUCAUGUCAGUUCUUGUGGUUGUGUGGUAGCUGGAGAUAUUAACAGAGAAACCCUUGUAGGCUUACCAAUACCACAACUACAAUUGUUUCUUUUCUUUUUAGGGCUGCAGCAGAGCCUCUUUGAUGUGCCCUGUAUUUUUGACAGCUUUGGAGCUAGACAGGUAUUCAAACUCUGCCUUAAAUUGUUUAAAUGAAAAAUUCAGAAGGACUGAUCAGUCACAAAACACUUUUCUUUCUUGAAAUGUAUGCAGUUAACCAGUCAUUAACUGCAGCAGGCAUGAGGUGGUUCUGUUUGAGAAGUACCUGCAGGAGGUUUGCACAGUUUCUACAGCACAGUUUGUUCACACAACACUUAAGGAAGUUCACAGUUUUCCCUGUCAUUAGUCAGAGUUUUUGUCCUGCAGUUUCUGUCUCAGUAAUGAAAGAAAACUAAUAAAGUCUCUUUCCUUACUUAGA
This is a messenger RNA of Serinus canaria (Common canary), 4525 nucleotides long. RefSeq names its product cell division cycle 5 like (gene CDC5L). The transcript is spliced from 16 exons. Lineage: Eukaryota; Metazoa; Chordata; Aves; Passeriformes; Fringillidae. The record is from RefSeq and is a predicted model, not a curated record. Bases 241 to 2652 code for a protein of 803 amino acids. Gene Ontology annotation, biological process: regulation of transcription by RNA polymerase II; mRNA splicing, via spliceosome. Gene Ontology annotation, cellular component: Prp19 complex; spliceosomal complex. Gene Ontology annotation, molecular function: RNA polymerase II transcription regulatory region sequence-specific DNA binding; DNA-binding transcription factor activity, RNA polymerase II-specific.